CAAAACUAGAACGCUGUGGCGACGAGAUUACAGUAGUGAAGAUUUGUCAGAGUGGGAGGAAGCGAACUAAGAGCACAGGGAGGAGGUGAUCAAUAUAUUAUUUACAGAUAUAUAAGCAGGCAGAGGGAACCAGGAUUAUUAUGGCGUCAGGGGACACGCUGUACAUUGAGACAGACGGGACGGAGAUGCCAGCAGAAAUAGUUGAACUGCAUGAAAUCGAGGUGGAAACCAUCGAGACGACAGUUGUCGGAGAGGACGGCGAACAGCAGCCGAUGAUCGCCUUACAGCCUCUGGAUGAUCCACACCAGCUCCACUCGCACCAGGAGGUGAUCCUGGUCCAAACCAGAGAGGAGGUGGUCGGAGAGGAGGACUCGGAACUGCACACAGAGGACGGGUAUGAGGAUCAGAUUCUGAUCCCGGUGCCCGCUGUUGAGGAGGACUACAUCGAGCACACUCUGGUUACUGUGGCGGGGAGAAGCUCGUCCGCAGGCCGUGUGAAGAAGAGCGGAAGCGGGAAAAAAGCGGGCAAAAAGAGCUACAUAAGCGGUGGAGAGAUGGGCCGAAAGUGGGAGCAGAAACAGGUCCAAAUAAAGACUCUGGAGGGGGAGUUUUCCGUAACUAUGUGGGCUUCAGAUGACAAAAAAGACAUUGAUCACGAGGAGCAGAUUGCAGGGGAGAACUCUCCUCCGGAUUAUUCUGAAUAUAUGACGGGAAAGAAGCUCCCUCCAGGAGGCAUCCCAGGCAUUGACCUGUCAGAUCCCAAGCAGCUGGCAGAGUUUGCACGAAUGAAGCCAAGAAAAGUAAAAGAAGAUGAUGCACCCAGGACAAUAGCCUGUCCACAUAAAGGAUGCACCAAGAUGUUCAGGGACAACUCAGCGAUGAGGAAGCACUUGCACACUCACGGGCCUCGCGUGCAUGUCUGCGCAGAGUGUGGCAAGGCUUUUGUGGAGAGUUCAAAACUGAAAAGACAUCAGUUGGUCCACACGGGGGAGAAACCUUUCCAAUGCACAUUUGAGGGAUGUGGCAAGCGCUUCUCUCUGGACUUUAACCUGCGCACUCAUGUGCGGAUUCACACAGGAGACCGCCCUUAUGUGUGUCCUUUUGACGGCUGCAACAAAAAAUUUGCUCAGUCCACCAACCUGAAGUCUCACAUCCUCACACACGCUAAAGCCAAAAAUAAUCAGUAAGGUAGCCCUGAAUGAACUGGGCUCGGAACCAGCAAGAAAAACUGUAGGACUUGAGCUCCGCCUGCGUCUGGGGGAACUCGCCUAAUGUUGCUUGGACUGCUUUUUCUUUGAGAUGACUCUCUUUGUAUUGCAGAUAGAAAAGAAAACGGAAAACAAAUCCCUUUUUGUGAAACUUUUGAUAAUAAAUGGAGGUCUGAGGGAAGGGGUUGCAACAAAUCAGCCCGUCUGAGCUGGCCUCCCACACUUUGACUCUACCUGGAUGGAAUAUUUUAGGGUUUCUUCUGAUGAAGAUGUUAAUUCAUGGAUCUGCACCUGGAAAACUCUUAUUUAUACCUUCACAAAUAGUUGUGAAAUUUGCAUUAAUCUCCACCAGCUUUUUAGUUUUGUACUUUUCCCCAAGUGUGCAUAUUGUACACUGUUUGAUGUAAGCUUUGUGGUCCGUAUGUAUUUAAGAGUGUCCUGUAGGCCUUUCUGUAAGGUUUCAAAGAUUGUUUUGCUUCCCUUUGUUCUCCUUCAUGGCACUGUUUCUGAGGAGAUCAGCCAGGAAUAGCUUUCAUUUUCUACAACACGUAGAUAAUUAUCAUGUGCUUUAUUUUUCUUCCAGUAGAUGUCAUUGAUUAAAUUGUUUCUCCCGAUUGCA
Molecule: messenger RNA, 1827 nt
Organism: Girardinichthys multiradiatus
Lineage: Eukaryota; Metazoa; Chordata; Actinopteri; Cyprinodontiformes; Goodeidae
Gene: yy1a
Product: YY1 transcription factor a
Exons: 5
Coding region: 141-1187 (348 amino acids)
Biological process (GO): regulation of transcription by RNA polymerase II
Cellular component (GO): transcription regulator complex; PcG protein complex
Molecular function (GO): RNA polymerase II cis-regulatory region sequence-specific DNA binding; DNA-binding transcription factor activity, RNA polymerase II-specific
Source: RefSeq, a predicted model, not a curated record